Didymodactylos carnosus is the source of this 1158-nucleotide messenger RNA. The record is from the annotation of a GenBank genome assembly. NCBI's taxonomy places the organism in Eukaryota, Metazoa, Rotifera, Eurotatoria, Philodinida, Philodinidae.
AUGGUAUAUGUUCGUAAUUUAACGCCCAGGUCGAACAAUAAGAUGAAUAAUUCAAUGGUCGAUUUAUCUCUCUCUCGAUCAUCAUCAAAUAUGAACACAUCUCAAACAUCUGUAGAUUAUCAGACUCAAAAUGGUACUGUUGAUUUGGACAAGAUGGCCCCCGAAGACAUGACAUCGAAAGAAUACUAUCUUGAUUCAACAGCGCAUUUUGCUGUUCACGAAGAAUUACUCAAAGAUGAAAUUCGAACAAAAACAUUUCGAAAUGCCAUUAUAAAUAAUCGUCAUUUGUUCAAAGAUAAAGUUGUACUUGAUCUCGGAUGUGGUGUUGGCAUAUUUGCCUUAUUUGCAGCUAAAGCCGGUGCUAAAUUAGUUAUUGCUGUUGAAAAAUCCAAUGUUAUUGAAUACGCUAAACGAAUUAUUCGAGCAAAUCGUUUUGAUAAAGUCAUUAAAUUUGUGAAAGGAAAAAUUGAAGAAAUCGAACUACCAGAUGGUAUUCAACAAGUGGAUAUUUUAAUUGCCGAAUGGAUGGGCUAUUGUUUAUAUUAUGAUUCAAUGAUACAAAGUGUUAUACAUGCCAGAGACAAAUGGCUGAAACCCGGUGGUCUUAUAUUUCCCGAUCGUGCUACAAUGUAUUUAGUUGGAAUUGAAGAUCGUGAUUAUAAAGAAGAUAAAGUAGAAUGGUGGUCGAAUGUACAUGGAUAUAAUAUGGGCUGUUUAAAAAGUUAUGUGAUGAGAGAACCCUUAGUUGAUACCGUUGAUAAACGACAAGUUGUCACUGACCCAUGUGCAAUUAAAACAUUAGAUAUGAAUACAAUUAAAAUAGAAGAUAUUAAUGUAUUAUCUCCAUUUAAAUUACGAGGAUUUCGUGAUGAUUAUAUUCAUGCAUUUGUCUGUUAUUUUGUGGCAGAAUUUACAGCGUGUCAAACAAGUAAAGCACAUAUCUCAACUGCACCAGGAGCCGGUUAUACUCAUUGGAAACAAACCGUAUUCUACUUUCCUGAUUAUAUAACGAUUAAAAAAGAUGAAGAAAUCGACGGACAAUUUAUGUGCAAAGUCAAUUUAGAAAAUACGAAAAAGCUUGAAUUUAGCAUUGAUUUUCAAUUUAAUGGUCAGAUAUCAUCAUUAUCAAGUAAAAAUCAAUAUUAUAUGCGUGGUUAA